AUGCCGGAUCCGCCCGGCGCCGAUGCGCCCCCGCCCGAGGACCUAUUGGGUGGUAAUGGCGCGAGUGAUUCAUCACUCAACACGCAAACGCGUGAAGCGGUCACUGGAGGAACCGCGAAUCCUCCAGCUUGGUCGCCCGAGGCAACUCAGGUCCGGUUGGACCAUGAGAAGCUGAUGAAGAAGACCUUCCAAGUGCUCGGGAUUGUUCCCUCCAGCAAGUCGACCCGCCGACUGAUGGUCCUGAUGCACGACGCCUCGACCCCGCCUUCGCAGGCGCCAGCGCUCGCACCAGCCGCCCAAAGAGCGGUGCGAAACGACGCAGCCCCGGCCUCCAAUGUGAUUCGAGUCAUUAUGGAUGGUCCUGGAUCACCCAGAGGUCCUGUACAGACCGCGCUGCGCAAGCACUUUGGAUUGGCCGAGACGCCGUUCAUGUUCGCGCGGCCCGAGGGCGUCGUGCUUGACCCCGAGGUCGAGAAGCUUUUCUCGAAAUGCGUGAAGCUGAACCCGAUUGUGACGAAAGCCACGAAGAGGUUCCCGAUCGCUCGUCACAUGUACGAGCUUGUAUUCGAAUCCGAGCAAGCUUGUCUUGAAGCCGCUUCAGCGGGCCCAUUCCCCUACCACGGCAAGGAGAUGGUUACCGAGCUCCCCAGCGCCUCUCCCCUUAACCACGUCGUGCAGGUGCGAUUCACCUUGCCCUCCUCCUCCAGCGCGAUCCCCGCUUCCGUGCUCCGAAAAUCUCUCGAUGAUGCUAUCACCCUUUCGUUCGGCCGCGCAGGUCGCACGCAAGGUUAUACCCUGAUGCAAUUACAGCGGGGCCUCACGGUCGAUCCGAAUGGUGAUCCGAUGGCCAUGACCGAAGACGGGUUCCACUGCGCGUACCUUCGCUUACAUGCUGAUCUUUUCCAAGGCUCCAUCGAGACGCAGAAGGCCGCGCUCAACGCCGCUUUGCCACAAGAGAUCGAGAUCCUGGGCGCCAAGUACGGCUUGCGACACGAAUUCGAGACGCACUACUGCGCGGUGUGCGAUCGCGCCGGACACCAGUGGGGCGCUUGCAGGAAGCCGGUUUCGACUCCGGCCACCGCCGCCCCUGUUCCGGGGGCCUCGACCUCGACUUCGACUUCGACCACCGGCUUCCGAGUUGCUGGAAAGAAUGGGAAGCACGGUGGGCCUGCCGCAUUGAACUCUCGUGUCUCUGGCGCGAACAUGAUCCAGCUGGGACCUCGUGCUAACCCCGCAGGUGCAGUAACCGCCAACAAGGACGACGCGAACGACGGCGACGACGAGUCGGUCGUUUCGACCGAACCGGAGGGCGGCGACACUGGGGAAGAGACGUCGACGCGUGCGACCCUGGGCUCAACAAAGGAGACGCAGACGACGACGGCGGCGCCCGUUUCGACCCCGACCUCUCCUUCGCCUUUGUCCGGUGGCACGUCGGGAUCAUCGGCAACCUCGACAACCUCGAUAGCCUCGACGAGUCCUCGACGCCUUCGUUCGAGCUCGGCACCCGGCAACCGACGUGUCACCCGGGCGGGAUCCGCCAUGAUCCUCGGUGCAUCAGGGGGUGAUGGCUCAGGGGGCAACAGUUCAGGGGGUCACAGGUCCGAGGUGACCGAAUUCGAGGGGGGCGGCGCUGAACUGAUUUAAUCAUGAUUGAGUCACUCACCGUGUUGACGUUCAACGUCCGAUCGAUGAAGAACGCAGUCAACCAAGUCAAAAUCAUCCGUUAUCUCAAAACCCUUCGGCCGGCCCCUGCGGCCAUCCUCCUGCAAGAGCACCACCUCAGCUACAACGCGUCGCGCGAAGGCUUCGAGAGUGCUUGGCCGGGGGCUUGUAUUCGUUUCACUCCUCAUGUCCUUACCCUCAUACCCGAUGGCUCACCUUUGGCGGGCCAUCUCCUUUCCUCUACCCCGGUCGUCUUUGCAGGAGCUCCUCGUUUCGACGGUCGGAUUCUGCGCUCGGUGUUUCGUCUUGAGGAGCUCGAUGUCGAGAUCAUCAACAUGUACGCGCCGGUGCAGGAGGACGAUCGUCGCGACUUUUUCGGGCUUCUGCACUUCAACGCCCCGAGACCCAAGAUUCUUCGGAUCUUGGCCGGCGAUCUCAACGAUUGUCCGGAUGUAUCGAUCGACCGAGUGUCCAUCACCGAUCGCGCUUGGACUCCUGUAUCGCACUGGCAGACCUUGCUGUCAAAGAUCGCGUUCAAGGCACUCGACACGGUCCGACAUGUCCAUCCUUGCACCCCUGCAUUCACUCGUCCUCACUACCGUGGUAGAGGGGAAGAGCGAAAGAUUUGCUCGUGGUCGCGGAUCGACUAUAUUCUUGUCCAAUGCAGUUGGGCGAACCGGUUGUUGAGCGCUUCUACGCUCUUCGAUGCGCCCUGUUCGGACCACAGACCUGUAGUUGCGACUUUCGCUUUGCCUACAUCGAACGCUGAUGCCGAACCCCCCCUUUCUCUUCCCUCCACGAGCGAUUUCAUUUCGAGGCUCAACCCAAUGGUCUUUGACGAUCAAGACUUUGUCGCAUCGAUUCCCGGGGUCGUCGACGAGGUCUAUCAAAGGCUCGAGGGGACCGCUCCGCUCGGCGACGUCUAUGACGCCGCUCUGCGGGCGGUUGCAGUCGCUGGCCAUGCACGAUACCGCUCGACUCGUGCCGACAUGCGCCGACUGCGGGCCGAGAGCCAAUCCGUCAUGGAGGCUUUGGAGGCACGCGGUGAGCACAUGAAUGAGGCCGAGCGCGAUGCGUAUGCUCUUGCCAAGUCGUGGUUGGACCAGUUGGCGGUAAAGGAGGCUCAGUGGCUGCGCAUUCGUGCGCAUGUGCCGUCAGUCGACUCGAGGGAAGGUCAAUCGGCAAGCAUUCGCACGCGCCUCAACCGCCGGAGUCGCCAGACGAGCAUCGUCUCGCUGGAGGAUGUGGAUGGCACCGAGACCGUUGACAUGCAGGAGGCGCUGGGUAUUGCUUCACGGCACGCGCAGUCGCUCUUCACGCCGGACCCAGCUCGUGGCGACCCGACGAACGCACGCCGGUCCCUGCUCGACCCUAUUCGCGCAGCGAAAUGCUACGAUGACGACCGCUCGGACCCUACGUUCGGUCGUCGGCUGCCUCGUCAAGCGAGAGUGGCGCUUGACGAGCCCUUCACCCUCCUCGAGGUUGAAGCGGCGUUGAAGAAGACGGAUUCGGGGCGAUCACCGGGGCCCUCGGGCAUUCCGUACGAGCUCUUCAAGGCGCUGCCAACCUACUUUGCUCCCAAGCUGUUGGACUUGUUCAACUCGAUUUGGGAGGGCGGCAAAAUGACGGCGUCCUUGGCAGAGGGGCUGGUGCGGCUCUUGCCCAAGAAUAAACCGGGGGCCAAUCUGAAAUCACUGGGGGCAUACCGACCGAUCACAUUGCGCGAGACGACCUACAAGGUCCUCAGCAAGGUCUUGGUGGCGCGACUCAAUGGGGUGCUCGGCGAGCUUUUACCGCCGGCGCAACACGGUUUCAUGCCAUCAAGACGUUCAGCGGACGCGGGAAGUCAUCUCACUCUCCUUCUCGAAAAACUCAAGUCGCUAGGCACUGAUGUUUUCCCCGAGGGCGCCCUCUUGUCUUUGGAUCAGCAGAGCGCGUACGAUCGGGUCGAUCACGCCUGGAUCUUCGAGGUCUUUGAGGCCUUUGGGUUCGGUGAGCGUUUCAUCUCGCUGCUGCGCGCUCUCUACGAUCCCGAGACUCUGGGGGUGCGCUACCUUGUCAAUGGGUUCCCCACGGACUUGGUGCGGUUGCUGUGUGGUCUCGGUCAGGGGGAUCCCCUCUCGUGCCCGGUUUGGAACAUCACGUUCCAGCCCUUCCUCGACGCCCUCGUUCGGCGCGGGAUCGCGCUCGACCUGCAGAAGGUGUGGCCAGGGGGGCCGCGUGCGCAGCUUACGCAUCUGGCGUUUGCCGACGAUGCUGUGGUGGUGGUGGAGUCACCGGCGGCAUUGUCGAAGCUGCAAACGCUGUCGCAGACGUGGUACGAGGCUACCAACGGGAAGACCAACACGGACAAGACGCUGGUGCUACCACUCGGACCGAACUGGCUUCGGGACGAGACUGCGCAGGCGCUGCCAACGGUGCAGGAGGGGGAGAGCUUCAAGUGGUGCGGCUAUGCCUUCUUUCGCCACGGUGACUCGAAACUGUUCUGGACCCAUGUUCUUGACAGGAUCAAGGCCAAGGCCCGCGCCGCUCGAGACCGGACACUUUCGCCGAGUGGGAAGGUUUUCUAUGCCAACGCUCACAUCAUCUCGACGGUCCUCCACGUGCUGUCCUUCGACAUACCGCCUCAAUGGUUCAUUAAGGCGGCGGAGACGGCACUUACGGACUUUGUCUGGGGAGGAGCAGGGCGAAAUACCGUCGCUCGCGAUUUCGUGUUCCAGGCUCGGGAGGACGGUGGAUUGGGUUUGAUUUCGAUUGGCGACAUCGUUCAUUCGGUGGCGCUUCGAUUUUGGGAUGCUGUGGCGGGCUCGGACGAGGCGAUCUGGGCGCCCCUAGCUCGCGAGAGCUGGAGGUGCCUCGUCGCUGCGACCCGCGAUUUCAGUCCGUGGGGGUUCUUCAGCAGCACGGCUCGGGUCGAGAAGCUGUAUCGCGACUCGACGCGCUGGGGGGCAGUCGUUGCAGCGGCCAGGGUCACAGUUCCAACCAUCAAGUCCGAACUCCUUACGCUUCCCGAAUUGCUCUCGCUUCCGCCUCGCCUCCCUUCACUCUAUGCUGAAGGUGCCCAGCACGCAUAUGACGAUGCGGACGCGGUGGCGAAGUUUGCGCAGAUCGCGGACCUGUACUGGAGGGACGAAGGGAAGGGAUGGGCUCUGGUUGGUCAUCGACGCGGGUUCUGGCAGCACUCUAAGGAACCCGCCCUACAGCACGAGCACGUGUGGUCGCGCGUGGGUCAGUUGCUCAAGGCGAAAGCGUUGCUGCCCAAGACCGCGUUGCGACCUGCUCGGAUACCUCUCAAGGAGGCUCCCCGUCCUCGGUGCUUCAACUUCUUUGGGCUCUCCCGACCUUUUACGAUUCGCAAGCUUCGUCGGCUUGUGAACAAGGUGCGGUUCCCAGGGAGGGAGGACCGUGUCAAGCGUUUCCCUGAUGGGACUUCUCAGAGCGAUAGGAAGCGCUUCUGGAGAUGGCUUCAUGACCGGUUCGCGUCUGCUGUCGAGCAGGACACCCACUGGCGGCUCAUGUACGACGUGACGCCGACGCGCAAGAGGCAGCAUACUCAGGGUCAUGCCUCUUCGCCGACGUGUCUGUUCUGCGGCAACGAUGCAGCGGUCAUCGAGACGGUGUCCCACUACUUUUUCGAGUGCGCGUACUCGACCAGCUUCUGGGGUGGGGUGCUACGCAUUCUGCUUGACAAGCUCGGCAUCGAGGAUACCGACGUCGAUCCGUCGACGUUCACUCCGGAGCAGCUGACUAUGGGGCUCCCCCUUUUGCGGGGUCGUGGGAGAACGACCUCGAAAUGGAUGUGGGUUCGGCUGGCCUGCGCGAUCGACUUCCAGCGGCUGCACCUGCUCCGCUGGCGCGUUCAUCAGCGGUUCGAGCUGGACAACGUCGUGGCCCCUCCCUCGCUUCCCAGUGCGCUCAGAGCGUUCGAGCGAGAUUUCCUCUCUCGAGCGGGUUUUGUGCCUGGGGUUCGAGAUUGGGAGGUGUGAUGACCGAGUUAAGUCCUUCCUUCCCAUUUUCCUCCCCUCCUUUCCUCCCUUCCUUUUCGGUCAGAAGCUGACUGUCUUGAAACUUGUUGCGCAGUGGAAGGCUGCGCACCUCUCCCUCUCUCUACUUUGCGCAGUAGCGAUUUUCGUUCUUGGAUGGAUCGGCAAGCCGGGUCGAUCGUCGUUGCGUUGGAGGCUUUGUGAAGCUCUCCCCCCUCUUUCCCCCCCCUUUUUUUUCCCUUCCCUUCCUCUUCUCUUUCCUGUUGCUCGGUUGUUGACUACGCUUCAGCCACUUCUCCUUUUAUUCCUAAGCCGUGUGUUGGAUUCCGUCGAAUGGAUCGUUCGUUCGCGUUGGUCAAGUUCUACGGCAUGGAUCGGGAAGAAAGGUCGCUCGUUUCUUGGUCAAUAUCCUCGCGUCAAGGCGAGGCUCGUUUCGUUGUAUUGGAUCGUUUUCGCUCGGCCCCGACGGCUCAACAGCCAGCACUCGAGACUCAGCCAAGGGAGGACAUCAGGCGCUGUCGGGGUGACGAGUAG
This is a messenger RNA of Microbotryum saponariae, 6179 nucleotides long. The record is from the annotation of a GenBank genome assembly. NCBI's taxonomy places the organism in Eukaryota, Fungi, Basidiomycota, Microbotryomycetes, Microbotryales, Microbotryaceae.